GCAACAGUUCGCUAUUUCGGCGUUGAGUAGCGUUGCCAAGUGUAUACGAUUACUUUUUCUACUUUUAAAACUAUUUCCAAAAGCCAGACAUGGCGGCGCUUAGUUUUGUAAUUCCCAUGUCGGUAAUGACUUUGUUUUGGGGGAUUAUUGGUGGAGUUGUGCCGUGGUUUAUCCCCAAAGGACCGAACAGAGGAGUGAUAGUUACCAUGUUGGUGCUAACUGCUGUCUGCUGCUACCUGUUCUGGCUGAUAGCGAUCCUGGCCCAGCUCAACCCUCUGUUUGGACCAGCUCUAAAGAAUGAUACCAUUUGGUACAUGUACUACCACUGGCCCUAGUCUACCAGCCCUCAGCCCCUCUCCUGCUACAGAGGAGGACCUGACUCACUGCUGUACACCAAUGAAGCCCUCACUUGAUCACCUCCUCACGAAGGGAACUGUUUUUGUAUAGCUUAAGCCUUAACCCAGCCUUUGACACCUGACCUUGGUGAGAGUGGAGAGAUGCCUGCAAAGAUGAUUUGUACAAACGGAUCCCCAAAAGGACUUUUCUAGAGAAAUCCUCUUUAGUGCUUUAAGAAUAAAGUAUCAACCUUUGAUUUGUAUGUUCUGUGUGAUGUGCUGCAUGACAUUUUGAUUCUCUAACAUUGAUAUAUGAUAUUGUCAAGGCAUGUUGCUAGUUAGCCUAGCCCAUUUAUAUAUGCUAACUACCUUUAGCGCCUAUUGACGACAGUAUCUUCUGGCCAGGGGGAGUUUUGUUCCUCUAAACGUUAACACGCAUUGCUUGCGGUAUGGUUAAAUUACUACACACCUUUUAUAGGGUUAGGGUUCCCACACUGCCAUAUUCCCAUGUUAUAGUGUUUUGUUUAUGGAAAAAAGACAGGAAGAUUGACGGGACUACAUGCUAAUUAGCCACCUGUGAUUGUGUAAAGGGAAGAAACACGCCACACGUGUCACAGAAAAAUACUGUCAGGUGCAACCACGUUAAAUCAGUGUAGUAAGUAUAUAUUUUGCAUUUGUGAAAUUAUUUUGAUGUGGUUUGAAAGUAGAGGACUUUUCUAGAACCGUACCACAAUGGAGAAUCGAUUCAUGAUUAGAUGGAGUAUUUGGCUGUUUUGGCUGCCAGAGCCAAUUCCCCUCUAAACAGUAACAUUAGGUUCCUUUAGUCCAUUAUUGGACUCUCCGUACCCCAUAAAUAUGUAUGUUGCAUGUAAUGCAGGCUUUUUUUAAAUUCCAUAUGUCCUUCAUUGUGUGUGUGAUGGCAUUCAUUAUUGUCCUUAGAAAUGUUAGAUAUUAAACGUCAUCAAUCAGU
Molecule: messenger RNA, 1305 nt
Organism: Oncorhynchus tshawytscha (Chinook salmon)
Lineage: Eukaryota; Metazoa; Chordata; Actinopteri; Salmoniformes; Salmonidae
Product: V-type proton ATPase subunit e 1
Exons: 4
Coding region: 90-335 (81 amino acids)
Biological process (GO): proton transmembrane transport
Cellular component (GO): proton-transporting V-type ATPase, V0 domain
Molecular function (GO): proton-transporting ATPase activity, rotational mechanism
Source: RefSeq, a predicted model, not a curated record